GGACAAGUACCAUGAAGAAGACGUUGUCGGGUGCGGGGUCAACUUUUUAAGCGGCACAGUGUUCUUCACGUUGAACGGAGACAUGAUGGGCGUCGCUUUCAAGUUCAUCAAGGAUACGAUUCUUCUGUACCCGGCCGUUGGUCUCUCCCAUGCGGGGACAGUGAUCAAUGCCAACUUUGGCGACCAGACGUUCUUGUUCAACAUUGUCGAGUAUAGGAAGAAGAUCACCUUGAAACCACCCCGGCCCCCAACCAUGCUUACAUGGAACAACGGUGCAAGGAAUGACAAGGUCUUCCAUAUUCUUAAUGACGGUCUUUCUGUCAUUGCGAGCGGCAAGGAUGCGGGAUGUAUCCGAGGACCGAAGGUGUCUCCGCGCGACAGAGAUGUGUUCUACUUUGAGAUCACGAUCCUGUACAUGCCUGCAACAGCACUAGGAACCAUCAUGGUUGGAAUUUGUGGUUCGGACCAAAAAAUGACCGACGUCCUGGGCUGGAAACCCAACUCGUAUGGCUACUCUGGCGAAUGUGGAGAUUUCCUCUCUAUGUCCUCGAGCCGAUCCAGUCUCAAUGCGCGCUCUCAGUCGGGCAAGAUGAAGGCGCGUGCUCGUGGGGCUCCCUUCAGGGCCGGGUCCGUGGUCGGAUGUGGAGUCGACUUUGCGUCGAGGGAGAUCUUCUUCACGCUCAAUGGGGAAUGUCUUGGCCAGGCAUUCAAUGAGGUCGAUGUCCUGGAUUGCUAUCCCUGUGUGUCCGUUGUCGACGGAGGCGGCGGCGUGGGUGGGCCUCUGUCAAUUCUGAGGGAGCAACCCGGGGCGAAUGGGUCGGAUGUCAAUGGAGGCAGAUUGGGUCCGUUCUCGAGGGACCAGACCCUGACGGGCUCAUCUUUUGAAGAUUGGAUUGGAUUCGAGUUCAAGGCGAAUUUUGGUCAAUUCCCGUUCAUGUUUGAUCUGCCAGCAUUUGAGGCCUCCGAAGGACAGUAGAUGUUGCUCGCAAAAUAAAAGACUGUGGAAUAAGCAUUCUGUCGUCAAGGUUGUGUCAGGGGAGGGAAGGAGGGAUAGAGAGACGGGCA
Messenger RNA from Gamsiella multidivaricata, 1065 nucleotides. RefSeq lists its product as uncharacterized. Gene Ontology annotation, molecular function: protein binding. The record is from RefSeq and is a predicted model, not a curated record. Bases 83 to 976 code for a protein of 297 amino acids. Lineage: Eukaryota; Fungi; Mortierellomycota; Mortierellomycetes; Mortierellales; Mortierellaceae. The transcript is spliced from 4 exons.